Plasmodium berghei ANKA is the source of this 3015-nucleotide messenger RNA. RefSeq names its product GYF domain-containing protein, putative. Gene Ontology annotation, molecular function: protein binding. NCBI's taxonomy places the organism in Eukaryota, Apicomplexa, Aconoidasida, Haemosporida, Plasmodiidae. The transcript is spliced from 2 exons. The record is from RefSeq and is a predicted model, not a curated record. The coding region runs from base 1 to 3015 and encodes 1004 amino acids.
AUGGACAUGAAUUUAUAUAUUCAUAGUAUUGAAGUAGAACUAAAUGAACUUGAGAAAUAUACAAACAAUGUUCAUGAAGAAAAAGAAGAUAAUAUAAUUUAUGGUUUACAUAUAAAAGUAGAAAAUGAUCAAAAAAAAGAAAUUGGAAAUGAAAAAAUAUAUGAAACACCAUGGUACAUUUGUAUUAAGCAUGGACUUAAUGAAAUGUGUAUGAUGUCUUAUGAAAUGAACAUUUCUCACGCUUUUAACAUACUGGAUUGCAAUGAAACUCAAACUCUCAUUUUGUAUAUACUUCGAAAAGAUAUGAAAACGGACAAAGUAGAAUAUAUCCAUAGGCACGAGUUAAAUAUAAAGGAUAAGAAUUAUUAUGACAAAAAUAAUUGUAUUUAUUUUGAAAAUAAUACAAUAAAGGGGAAAAUAAAAUUGUAUUUAAAAAAUGGAAUAAUAUAUAACCAUUUAUUAAAUAAAAUAAAAUCAGACGAAUAUUAUAAGGACAUUAUUUUAAAAAAGGAAAUGCAAGAUAAAAAUGAGGGGGAGUUGAAAGAUGAAAAUUGCUCCGAAAAUUUUAUGGAAAAACCAAGUCAAGAUGAUAACGAUUUUUCAAGAAAUAAAAAUAUAACAAAUGAUUUUAACGAAAUUCUGAAUGCGCGUAAAACAUUAUACUGGGUAUAUUUAGAUGAUGAUAAUAAUGAACAGGGGCCAUUUAACAGCCAAACUAUUUUUAAUUGGAUUUUAAAUGAAUAUUUUGAAGAUAACACAUUGAUAAGAUUACAUGAUAAAAAAAAGUUUUACAACUUAUAUGAAAUUAUUGAUUGUAUAGAAAAAAAUGUAUUACUAAAUACACAAAAUGGGGGUGUUUCAAAUAAAGACGUAGAUGAACAAAUCGUUGAAAAUGUAAAGGAUGAUGAUUAUGAGAAAGAUUGUGAACAAGUAGAUGAAAAUUGCUCGAAAAAAUCCCCAAAAAAUGAAUAUAUAGAGGAAAAAGAAAGAUGUAUUGAGGAUUGCAAUGAUAUGCAAAUAAAAGAGAAUAAUAAUGGCGCCAAAUGCAUAAAUGAUGAAAAAAAAGAAGACAACAAUGAUAAAAAUAAGAAAAGUGUGAAAAAAAAAAGCAAACAAGUAAAAGUUCUAAAAAGAGAGCUAAAAAAAAUAAAAGAAGAGAUGAUCAAACUUAAAAAAAAUAAUUUAAAUGAAAAAUAUACGAUGGAAAAUUAUGAUGAAAAUAAGAAAAAGGAAAAAAACAAAUCGUAUGAAAUGCUAAAGAAUGAAAAAAUAUAUGAAAAAGGAAAAAUGAUUUUUAGGCAAAACAAUGAUAUAGUUAAAAAUGAGUACGAAAAUAAAGAAAAUAAUAAAAAAAAUGAUGAUUAUAAUGAUGAGAAUGAAAAUUCUGAUAUACAAACUAUGGUUCAAAGUUUGCUUAAUAAUACUAAUUACAAUAAUUAUGAAAAAGAUUGUGAUAAAAAUGACAAUUUUGAAAAAUAUUUAAAAGAAUAUGAAAAAUCAUCAAAUAAUUUUUAUAAAAAAAAUGUUGAAAAUAUAGAAAAACCAUUUAACGAUUAUAAUAUACAAGAUUAUUAUGAAAAAAAAAAAGGAAUUGAAAUUGUUAUGAGUAGUAUAAAUCAAGCUCAAGAGUGUAUAUUAAAUAUUAGGAAAAAAAAAGUAUAUUCAUAUUUAAAUAGAAUUAUUAAUUUAACAAUUCGUGAUCAAUCAAUUUAUAUUAACAAUGAUGAAACAAAAUUAAAUUAUAGUGAAUAUUUAAAUUUUGAAAAUAAUCCUCAAAAUUUUAAUAUUCAAAGCAAUGCUAAUUAUGUUAAAUGUCUUGAUAAAUAUAAACCAACUAUGAUUACACAAAAUAAUAACGAGAAUGAAAAUUGUAUAUUAAGAUAUUCAGGGAAAAACCAUGGAACAAAUUUUUACAUAAAAUCUAUAAACAAAUUUGAAGAUCAUUCAAUUGGAAAUUCGAAGAAUUGUAUGUCUAAGAUUGGAAAUAUUGGAUUUAAAAGUAAAGAUAAUAUUGAUGAAAUAAAUGGGAAUAAAAAAAACAAAAGUAAUAAAAGCAAAGUAGAAGAAACAACUACAAUGUGUUUUAAUAUUUCUGGAAAUAAUUCUGAUGUUAAAUAUUCCUAUAAUAUGAGUUAUGGUGAAUUAUUAAAAAAAAUAUUAUUUAUACAAAGUAACAUAAAAAAUUGGUUAAAAAAAAGGAAGGAAUGGAAAAUGUAUAAUCUGAAUAAAUAUGUCAAUGAAAACUUGGAUAAAAUAAAAAAUGUUAAUAACUCAAUACACAACGAUAUAUAUCAUAAAAAAAUGAAUUAUGAACAACAUAAUGUAAAAAUUGACAAAAAUAAAAUAAAAAAUUGCUUAAUUUUUAAUAAUUAUAGGAACAAAAAUUCACAUUGUGAAUUUAAGACAGCAAUUGAUACAUAUAAACCAUAUUAUAAUGUUUCAGAUCGAAAAAAACAGGGGAAAAAUAAUAAAAUUGAUCACGAGAUUAAUUCGAAAGUUUAUUCAAUUUUACAAAAAGAAAAUAUUAUACCAAAUGAAUUUAUAAACAUUGACAACAUACGAAGUAGUAAUAAAAAAGAAGAGGAUUCACGAUUUUGUAAAUUACGAAACGCUGAUUAUAUUUUUAAAAAAAUUCAAGAUAUUAAUAAAUACUAUAUCACAGAAACGAGCAAUUCUUACAAUGAGAAUAUUAAUUCACCACUUAAUAAAUAUGAAAAUAAAAGACAAGAAAAAGAAGAACAAAAAACAUUUCUUAAAAGAGAACAUGAUGAAACGGUUAACGAAGUUUACAAUAUUAAAAGUGAUAAUGUAAAUAUCGAUUCAAAUCAGACAAAUAUAAAUAAGAGCAUGGAUUUGCUCAAAUUUUCAGACGUUUUAAAUAAGUAUAAAAAUUAUUAUAUUAACGGAAAUCAUAUGAAUGAAAAUAUAGAUAAUUUUAAAAAUUACAAAAAUUUUGUAAAUAAUUUAAACAAAUAUAAUUAUACAAAAGAUAGAGAAAAUAUUGAUAUUGGGUAA